Messenger RNA from Rhodamnia argentea, 770 nucleotides. RefSeq names its product protein BREAKING OF ASYMMETRY IN THE STOMATAL LINEAGE. Gene Ontology annotation, biological process: regulation of asymmetric cell division. Bases 57 to 656 code for a protein of 199 amino acids. NCBI's taxonomy places the organism in Eukaryota, Viridiplantae, Streptophyta, Magnoliopsida, Myrtales, Myrtaceae. The record is from RefSeq and is a predicted model, not a curated record. The transcript has 4 exons.
UUUCCUCUCGUUUUUCUAAGACGAAGAAGAAGAAGAAGAAGAAGAAGAAGAAGGACAUGGGUGUUGAUCAGAGAGACGAGAGCAGAUGCAAUACGACCAUGAAGAAGAGAUCGUGCGAUGCUGUGGCCAAGAUCAGAGGUGAUGGUGCGGCGGCGAUGACCAAGACGACUAGCUGGAAAGUCCUUCCUGAGGAUGAAGACUACAUAGUGUUCUGUUUCAGAGACGACGGCGCGUUCGACGUGGUCAAGGAUAACCACCACAGCAAGUCGUCGGCUCAGGUCGAUGGCGCGACUUCGACUGCUCCAAGGCCCGUCAACCGGCCAGAGCUUGGUCACAGCAAGAUGGAAGCAUUAAGGAAUGAAGUCGUCAACAAUACUCGGUCUAAAGACGAAGGCAGCGGAUCGAGAGGCGGCGUGGAAUGCGAAAGCACGAAUAAGAAGGACAAGAAAGAUGGAAGCGACAUCAGAAAGGAGACGACGGAACGGACGGAUUCUAUUAAAUCAGACGGCAGCGGCCGCGGCUCUUUCUCCUUCCCCAUAUUGAGGUGGGAGUGGACGGGAAGUCCAGUGCAAAUGCCAAAGCCAGAGGGGGAGGGAUUGCCGUACUCGAAGAAGCAAAGAGUUCCACGAGUCCGCUUUCAGUGCUGCAGAUUUUGAGGCUUUUGUUUUUCCAAAUUUCCUUUACUUAAGGUUUUUUACUCGGAAUUAGGAGAUUCAACUGAGGAUUAGAUAUACUUGUUACCGUACGAACUUAUCCAAGCAAGGGUUACA